AGCGCGGGGAGCUGUCCGCGGUGCUGAAACCACACUCACGAGGAGGAGAGAUGCCCACAUCACUCACGAGCCUAAAUACAAACUAAUCACCAAGGCGUCAUCAUGCCGUCAGUCCCUGAGACCUCCACGUUCAGCAAACCCCUUCUUGUCUGUUUGGCUCAGCUCCUCUUCGUCCUCCUCUUCCUCGGCUGCCCCGGAGUCAAAGGGGCCUCGCUCCGAGAGCACAGACAGCGCGGAAGUGAGUCGGACCCCGAGAGAGGGGUCGUCUACCCGGCGCCGAACGCAGACAUGCUGAAAGCCUUGGAGUACAUCGAGAGUCUCCAUCAAAGAACCGGCCUGGACUCGCAGCAGCGCGCUCCUCUCGCCGCGGGGCCUGACGCCGGCCUCGCGGAUGACGCCGAGAAGCUGCGUGCCAUACUGAGACUGGCUUCCAAUCCCGUGCAGAGCAAUGAUGAAGAGGAAGAGGAGGAGGAGGAGGAUGGGAGGGAGGAUAAGAGUGAAGAGCUGCUCCAGGCCGUCCUCAGCACACUCCAGCAGACAGAAAAAGCCUCGAAGCCAGUUCGUCCAAAAUCAGAUGGUGCGGCCACAAAGCAGAACGGCAUCAUGCCCCACAAGAAGCUGCCCCUGAUGUUCGAGGACGAGGAGGGCGAGGGCGAUGAGGGAGAGGAGGAUGAGGAAGGACCAGAGCGUGACAGCCCCUUUAAACGCACUAAUGAGAAUGUGGAGGAGAAGUACACUCCUCAGAAUCUCGCCACGCUGCAGUCCGUCUUCGACGAGCUGGACAAGCUGACCAGGACCAAAACCCUACGCAAGAGGCAAGAUGAAGAGGACAGCCUGGAGGACGGCGAGGAGUUAGACGAUGAAGACAUGUUUAGAGUUAGGGAUGCAGCGUACGACGAAGUAGGAGGCAACCUCGCAGAUUGGGGUCCUCUAGGAGAACAGGAGGAGGAGGAAGAGGAGGACGAAGACAGGCACGAGGUCGACCGAGGGCUCGAUUACAUCGAUGACGAUGGAGAGGCCGAUGAGGAUGAGGAAGACGAUGAGAGAUACCUGGUGAAACGGUCGAACGACCCAGACGACAUGGCCAAUCUGGUGGACUACUACCUCCUCAAAGUGCUGGAGAAAACAGAGGAGGAGGAGCAGAAGAGGGAGAUCGAGGAGGAGGAACAAGAGGAGGAGGAAGAGGAGAAGAAGAGGGCAGAGAGGAGAGUGGCUCAGAGUAUAGAUCCAAGGGUCAUCUAUCAGCUCAUCCAGAUCUCACAGAAAUACCAGAUCCCGCCCGAAGACCUCGUGGACAUGCUCAAGACAACGGACAAGACGAGUCAGAACAAACUGCGAAAGGGCAACGAAUUAUCCCGAGCAAAGAGCAAGUUCUCUCAGAUUUCCCCAAAAACGACGCAAAGAUUCCCAGAGCUCUACGGCAGACGACUGCCUUACCGGCAGAAGACCCCAGAAGAGCUGAGGACAGCGGAGGUCCUGAGGAUCCUGGGCCUGGGGGGCUCCGAGGACCUGGCUCCCGCCGCCAAGCCCCGGCAGCACAAGAGCUUCCCGUCACGACUGCGUGCUCAGUCCGCCUGGCGUCCGAGGGAGCCCGCUCCCGUGCAGAGGCGCCUUCCCGCCAGCAACUACGACGACACGGCGGGCGAGAACGAGCUGGCGGCGUAUCUGGCGGCUCAGAUGCUGGAGCAGCGCCCCAAGCCGGCGUACGGCAGAGCCAGCGUGAAGCGGGAAGAGGCCACGGCGGGCUCGUUCGAGAAGUUAAUGGAGGAGUAUUUCGAUCAGAUGGACUCGGACAAAAGCCAGAGCGAGAAAAGACUGUCCGGAGACGACGACACGCAAGCACGAGGCGCGGAGAACGACGCCGUGAUGAAACUGCUGGACUACCUGAACCCAGAGACUGACGAAAGUGAUGCCAAAGCUGUGCAAGGAAACUAAACCUGUCUGUAGAUACAUACAUAUAUAUAAAUAUAUAAAUAUAUUUGUUUUAAUGGAGGGAAGAGAAAUAAAGUAUUUUGAAGAAAAAAAAAACACCCGGUCAACUUUCUGUAGGUUUACAAAAGUUCCUAUUUAUUAGUAGAAGUAUUCCUGUUCAGACGUUCAGUUGAUGUUUCUAUUUUUUCAGUAUAAGUUGGUUGCUCAAGAACACCAAUAAGUGUCUCACCAGCCUCACACACACGUACACACAUACAAAUACACAUACACAUACACAUACACAUACACACAUACACACAGACACACACACACACACACACACACACACACACACACACACACACACACACACACACACACACACACACACACACACACACACACAGAAACAGUGUUGGAUUCUUUAGGCUCACUUGUGUUUUUUGGUAACUCUUUCUUAAAUGUGGACAUAUGUGACAUACCUGAGGUUAAUAAAGCAUUGACUUUA
Molecule: messenger RNA, 2419 nt
Organism: Salarias fasciatus (jewelled blenny)
Lineage: Eukaryota; Metazoa; Chordata; Actinopteri; Blenniiformes; Blenniidae
Gene: scg2a
Product: secretogranin II a
Exons: 2
Coding region: 103-1935 (610 amino acids)
Cellular component (GO): secretory granule
Source: RefSeq, a predicted model, not a curated record